Messenger RNA from Durusdinium trenchii, 1176 nucleotides. The record is from the annotation of a GenBank genome assembly. NCBI's taxonomy places the organism in Eukaryota, Dinophyceae, Suessiales, Symbiodiniaceae.
AUGGAUUCACCAGGCGAGUUGGCCAUCACGGAGGAAGAGCUAGCGGAGCUCAAGCUGAUCGCCGCCGAACGACGGCUCCAGUACAUUACGACCUUGGAGGCCGUUGCGGGGCCGGAGAGAUUUAUGGUGGACUGGGUGGACUCCAAAAUGAAGCUUCUCAAGGCACACGCGGGUGCGAACUAUAGCACCUUGGAGAUCAAGAUACCUGGAGGCACCUUCCAGUUUACAGAUCAAGUGCACCACGCAGCCAGACUCAAGGUGGUGGACAACACCAUGACAGAGCCGCAGGCAGGGGGCCGGUCGACCAUCAGUCACACCGUGUGGGCCGCGUGCGUCCGAGGAGGUUCGACCGGUAGCCGCACCGGUUCGGGCGGACCGGUUCGGGCGCUCCGCAUGCUGCGGCUGCAUUGGGCGCUCAGCGGUGAGCCCGUGGCCCAUUUAGAGGCCGAAGAGGUGGACACUCGGAGGAAUUGCCAGGGAAAGACACCCUUGCAUAGGGCGGUGGAGACCGGUAACGAAGAGGUGGUUCGCUUGUUGCUCGCCUUCCGAGCGAAUCUCGAACAGACCACGUGGUCCGGAACAACGCCUUUGCAGUUGGCUGUCCAGUAUCCAAACUCUGCCGUGGUGAAGCUCUUGCUAGAGGCUCGUGCUGAGAUCGACAAGCUUGGCAGCUGUUCCAUGAAUGCGUUGCACUCAGCCGUGGAGUGGGGGCACUUGGAGACUGUUCGUAUCUUGUUGGAGGCUCAGGCUCAGGCUGACCCGGGUCGGGCCACGCGUUCUCAAAAGACCGCCUUGCACUUGGCCGUUCGAGCUGAGCGACUGGAGAUGAUGCGACUCUUUCUUGAGAAAGACGUCGCCACAAGCAACGUUGAGAUGUUGUUGGCCUUGCUCAAGUCACAGCCUGGUCAAGAGGAUCGACCGAAACGGGAGAGAUUGUUGCAUUGGGCGGCUGAGAAGGACUACCCUGAGCUAGUGGACUGCUUGCUGCAAAGUGACGUCACUCUUCAUGGCAAAGCCGCUGCGUUGCAGUAUGCAGCCUGGAAGGGGCACACAUCGGUCGUGCAAAUGUUGCUAGAACACCGGGCCGACAAAGAGCAAACGACCAUGGAUGGGAGAACAGCUUUACACUUGGCUGUCGCACAAGGCCACCGCGAAGUCGUUAAGCUCUUGACAUAA